UCUCACCUCACCUCAAGAACAAAGCGGGCGAAGUUUGGUUGAAGAACAAAAGACCUGAGUAAAGCCACGUAUGGAAAAGACUUGGAUGUACAAUGAUAGGGAUGUUUCACAUAUUUGUUUUUGACAACACCAAUGAGGUAGAAGUUGUGCCUUCCAUCUGGAUAAAAAAUGUAGAGUGCAUGUGGCCUCCAAAUAAAACUGAUAUAGCAAAAGCUAUAAAAUUGCAAGAAUGUCCUGGAGAUGAAUGGAAGCCCCAUAAGGCCAGAAUUAUUUUCACAUCCCAUGACUACAAUGAAGCUAGAAGAAAACUUCCUCAAGCUGUUGAUCACACUGACAUUGGAAGUGAUGGAGGGAACUCACCAAGUCAAUUUAAAAGAAAAAGAAUAAAGUUGCCCAAUGCUCCAAAGAUCGUCAGGCAGCACAAAAGUCCUGCAUUAGAACCAGUAAAGCAAAACAGCUCCAAGCUUCACCAAAGAAGCCACAGAGCUCCUCAGGUCCACCAAAAAGGCCACAGCGCUGCUGACCUCCACCCAAAAGACGACAGGACUACUGACCUCCAUCGAAGAGGCCACAGUCCUGCGCUUUUCCCAAGUGACGACAGCACUCCUGAGCUCCACCCAAGAGGCCACAGCACUCCUGAGCUUUACCCAAGUGACGACAGCACUCCUGAGCUCCACCCAAAAGGCCACAGCACUCCUGAGCUCUACCCAAGAGGCCAUAGCAGUCCUGACCUCUACCCAAAAGGCCAUAGCAGUCCUGAGCUCAACCCAAGAGGCCUCAACAGUCAUAAGCUCCACCCAAGUCAGCACUAUAGCACUAAUAAGUUAUCUUCAAGCAGGCACAUCAUCACCGAGCGCUGUACCUCGAGGCACGUCAGCCCUGAGAUUCGUCCAUUAAGGCAUGCCAGCAGUGAGAUUCACACGUCAAGCAACACCAGCACUGAUAUAAGUAGACCAAGUCAUGCCAGCAAUGAAAUUCUUAGAUCAUGCCAUGCCAGCUCUGAGAUCCGUAGACCACGUGCACCUUCUCUAGUCCCAUUGAAACAUACUGAGCCACACCAGUCCAGGGAGCAGACAUCUAGUUUGCAAACAUCCCUCCUGCGUAAUAUAUUAACAAAACAGGAAAUGAUGAUGGACCAACUGCGAAUCAUCUUCAAGACCCUGCAAAGUAUGAAAUCGACUGAUGAGUCAGAGACAGACCUCGCUCGAAAUUUAUUUGUUGCCACUUAAAGAUGUCAGUUCUCUUCAGGACAUGGAGGAACAACUGCAAAGUAAUCCUGACCUCCAAAAACAGUUGGUACACGCACUGGCUCUCAAAGGUGGGGUGGAUGUUCAUGAGUGCAUCUGGAGGAUUAUGCAUGGACUGGUUACUAACGCUUUGGCCAAAAAAAUCAAUAUGAGAGGAAUAAAUGGAAAAAUUGGUUUCCCGCGCUUACGGGAUGUUGUGAUUGCGGCUGUGAGGCGUAACCGCCUGACGUCUGCGGCCACAGAAAAGGAAAUCGAUUCCACCAUUAAGAGAUGGCUAUAUCUGGCCCCGGAUAGGGAUGUGGCAGAAGAGAAAGGAUGAAGAGAAAAGAGCGUCAGGAGAGUACCACUGGUUAACA
This is a messenger RNA of Xyrauchen texanus (razorback sucker), 1603 nucleotides long. RefSeq lists its product as uncharacterized. The transcript has 8 exons. NCBI's taxonomy places the organism in Eukaryota, Metazoa, Chordata, Actinopteri, Cypriniformes, Catostomidae. The record is from RefSeq and is a predicted model, not a curated record. Bases 93 to 1229 code for a protein of 378 amino acids.